Molecule: messenger RNA, 357 nt
Organism: Psylliodes chrysocephalus
Lineage: Eukaryota; Metazoa; Arthropoda; Insecta; Coleoptera; Chrysomelidae
Source: the annotation of a GenBank genome assembly
AUGCCCAAAUUUACAAAAAAGAAAUUAAUUCCGGAAAUAUUGCUCAAAACUAUUUGCUGCAGCUGUGAAACUGGAUGUUUAAAAUGUGGCUGCCGAAAACAUGGUUUAAAACGCACAAAUGUAUGCUCAAAUUGUCAUGGUUCUGAAAAAUGCUCCAAUGUGGAAGAAAACCCCUACGAGGAAGUUAAUGAUUCAGAUGAAAUUGUGGAUGAAGAAUCAAUGCAUACUGGAAAUAAUAUUGGAGAUGAAGACGGUGAUGGUCUUGAAGAUUUCGAAGAUCUACUAGAAUCAGGAAGGUUUGUCGAAUCUAACGAUGAAGAAAUGCUAUCAGAGAGACAAAAACUAAGGGAUAAGUGA